Messenger RNA from Zea mays, 2121 nucleotides. RefSeq lists its product as uncharacterized. Bases 203 to 1621 code for a protein of 472 amino acids. The record is from RefSeq and is marked validated. Lineage: Eukaryota; Viridiplantae; Streptophyta; Magnoliopsida; Poales; Poaceae. The transcript is spliced from 6 exons.
GGGGAGGGAAGAAGAGGACAAGCAGGCACUACUACGCCAAUGCGCGAGCGUGCCGACAGCUCCAGAGGAGGAAGAAGAGGUGGUGGGAGUGGGAGUGGGAUACAGACAACGGGCGCCGACCGCGACGACGCCGCCGCCGCCGCUCCCUCCUCCUCGUGCUCCUGCUACGAAGCAUUAACAAUCCGAGGUCGUCGGUCCGUCCAUGGCUGCCGCUCCUCCUCCUUGUAGCAGCUGCAGUUGCAGUUGCCGUAUCCGCGGCAGGAAGCAGGCGCCCGCCCGACGAGCCCUCCCAACCGUCGCCUCCCUUGUCCCCUGCUUCCUGCUGCUCCUCCUCGUCGUCGCCUCGUGCCAGCCCGCCCUGGUCUCCGCGGCGCACGGCGGCGGUGGCGGCGGCGGCAGGAAGCACGCCGCCGCCGCCGCGCGGGCGCAUGCGCAUGCGCAGCAGACGCUCUUCCGUGCCGCGGGGGACGAGCGCGAGGAGGCGUACAGGAGGGUCAUGGCUCGCAUGGCCAGGAUGGACAGGGACUCCAACAUGACAAUCCAGAGCCCCGACGGAGACGUCAUCCGCUGCGUGCCGUCGCACCUCCAGCCGGCCUUCGACCACCCCGUGCUCAGAGGCCAGAAGCCCGAGGACGAGCCCGUGGAGAGGCCCAUGCCGCCGAAGCGCGUCGGCGGCGCUGCCGAGGAGGAGGAGGACGACGACGUGUUCCCGCAGGCGUGGAGCGACGGCGGCAAGCGGUGCCCGGAGGGGACGGUGCCGAUACGGCGGACGACGGCGCGCGACGUGCUGCGCGCCAGCUCCGCCCGGCGGUUCGGGAUGAAGGCCCGGGCCAGCCACCACGCCCGCCGCGACUCGACCAGCAGCGGCCACGAGCACGCGGUGGGGUACGUGACGGGGGACCAGUUCUACGGCGCCAAGGCCAGCCUGAACGUGUGGUCCGCCAAGGUGGCGUCGGCGGCGGAGUUCAGCCUCUCCCAGAUCUGGGUCAUCUCCGGCUCCUUCGGCAACGACCUCAACACCGUCGAGGCCGGAUGGCAGGUGAGCCCUGAACUGUACGGAGAUAGCAGCCCCAGGUUCUUCACAUAUUGGACGACCGACGCAUACCAGGAGACCGGGUGCUACAACCUGCACUGCUCCGGCUUCGUCCAGACGAACAACCGGAUCGCCAUUGGAGCCGCUAUCUCGCCGACCUCGGUCUACAACGGCCGGCAGUUCGACAUCAGCCUGCUCAUAUGGAAGGACCCACACCGGGGGAACUGGUGGCUGCAGCUGGGGUCGACGGGUCAGCUGGUGGGGUACUGGCCGUCGUUCCUGUUCACGCACCUGGGCGGGCACGCCAACAUGGUGCAGUUCGGCGGCGAGGUGGUGAACUCGCGGCCGUCGGGGUCGCACACGCCCACGCAGAUGGGGAGUGGGCACUUCCCCCGCGAGGGCUCCAACCGCGCCGCCUACUUCCGCAACGUGCAGGUGGUGGACGGCGACAACAGCCUCGUCCCCGCCGCCGCGCUCCGCCUCGUCGCCGACCACCCGGCCUGCUACGACAUCCAGGGCGGCUACAACCGCGCCUGGGGAAACUACUUCUACUACGGAGGGCCUGGCAGGAACGUGCACUGCCCGUGAUACAUGAUCCGGCCGGCGACCAUGCAUGCAUGGCGAUGGCAUGAACUGAAUGAACGAAGAAGCAGAUACGUGCACAGAUACAUAUAUAUAUAUAUACUACUACAGAGAUUCAGAGACGGAUCACAGUAUGCGGCCGUGCCGGAGGAUUGAUCUCUAGUGGGAUCGUCGUCGCCGCUCAUCAACCGGACAUGGAUCCUAUAUAUAUAGGAGCGGUGCUAGUCGUUAUAGCUUAGCCAUAGUCCCUCGUUUGGUUACUGCGCAUGCUAAUGAGUAAUGAGUUUUUAGUCGCCCAGCCCAGCUGCGUACACGCGCGCCGCCGGCCGGGCCGGUAGUAGCACAGGCAAAAGGUUUCGAUUUGAUGUAUGUGAGGCUUCUUUCGUUUGCAUCGGUCUGAUUUUUUUUUGUCUUGAGUUCUGUAUACAUGAAGAAAUCCACAGAGUAUUUUGAUCAACAUGCGUAUAUAUAGUACGAACCAUGCAUCCACACUGUGUUUAAUAACU